Molecule: messenger RNA, 453 nt
Organism: Debaryomyces hansenii CBS767
Lineage: Eukaryota; Fungi; Ascomycota; Pichiomycetes; Serinales; Debaryomycetaceae
Product: TRAPP subunit
Exons: 1
Coding region: 1-453 (150 amino acids)
Biological process (GO): endoplasmic reticulum to Golgi vesicle-mediated transport
Cellular component (GO): TRAPP complex
Source: RefSeq, a predicted model, not a curated record
AUGACUAUUCAUUCAUUUUUCAUCUUUGAUAGGCAUUGCAAUUGCAUCUACAACCGAGAAUAUUCCCACGAGGCAAACGAUAAUGGCACCAUAAAUAAGAAUAAUCAGUCGGAUGGGGCCAAGUUGCUAUUUGGGAUGCUAUAUUCGUUGAAAAAUAUGGCAUCGAAGCUAGGAGACGGUGAUAUGAACAACUUGUUGAAGUCGUUCAGUACGUCGAAGUACAGAACGCAUUUCUUGGAGUCGGCCACGGGGUUGAAGUUUGUGAUUAUCUCGGACACAUCGAUAGAUAACCUCCAAAACGUGUUGUGGGAGUUGUACUCGAACUACUACUUGAAAAACAUCACGUUUAACAGUUUGAGUGCGGUUGAUUUCAAAGAGGAGGAGAAAAUCAGCAAUAAUAACUUUAUUGUGGAAACAGACAAGUUCUUGCAGUCAUUGGCAGUUUUCCAGUGA